AUGCUUUUCAACAUUCAUUCUUUGGCGUGGGAUAAAGAGCUCUGUGAGUUUUUUGAAAUUCCAAUGGAAAUUCUUCCAGAUGCCCGGAGUUCUUCUGAGAUCUAUGGUCUCAUGAAAGCUGGGUCCUUGGAAGGUGUGCCAAUAUCUGGUUGUUUGGGGGACCAGUCGGCUGCACUGGUGGGGCAGAUGUGCUUCCGGGAUGGCCAAGCCAAAAACACCUACGGAACAGGAUGUUUCUUACUGUGUAACACGGGCCGUAAGUGUGUGUUUUCUGAACAUGGCCUUCUGACCACAGUGGCUUACAAGCUUGGCAGAGACAAACCAGUGUACUAUGCAUUAGAAGGUUCUGUAGCUAUAGCUGGUGCUGUUAUUCAAUGGCUAAAAGACAAUCUUGGAAUCAUUAAGUGCUCAGAAGAAAUUGAACAACUUGCUAAAGAAGUAGGUACAUCUUGUGGCUGCUACUUAGUCCCAGCAUUUUCAGGGUUAUAUGCACCGUAUUGGGAGCCCAGUGCAAGAGGGAUAAUCUGUGGACUCACCCAGUUCACCAACAAAUGCCAUAUUGCGUUUGCUGCAUUAGAAGCCGUUUGUUUCCAAACCCGAGAGAUUCUGGAUGCCAUGAAUCGCGACUGUGGAAUUCCACUCAGUCACUUGCAGGUCGAUGGAGGAAUGACCAGCAACAAAAUUCUGAUGCAGCUACAGGCAGACAUUCUGUCUAUUCCAGUAGUCAAGCCCUCCAUGCCCGAAACAACUGCCCUGGGAGUGGCCAUGGCAGCAGGGGCUGCAGAAGGAGUCGGUGUUUGGAGUCUUGAACCCGAGGAUUUAUCAGCUGUAACGACUGAGAGGUUUGAACCUCAGAUCAAUGCUGAGGAAAGUGAAGUUCAUUAUUCUAUGUGGAAGAAGGCAGUGAUUAAAUCAAUGGGUUGGGUUACAAUGCAGUCGCCAGCAUGUGGUGACCCUAAUAUUUUCUGUAGUCUGCCCUUGAGUUUUUUUAUACUGACUAGCAUGGUAAUGUUAAUUGGAGCAAGGUACAUCGCAGGUAUCCUAUAA
This is a messenger RNA of Oryctolagus cuniculus (rabbit), 1047 nucleotides long. The record is from RefSeq and is a predicted model, not a curated record. Lineage: Eukaryota; Metazoa; Chordata; Mammalia; Lagomorpha; Leporidae.